GAGUCACGUGGUCCUUCUCAGAUGGUAGGCUGACCUACCUGCGUUUGUUACAUGAACGUUUCGACAGGACCCAGUGAAGCCUUCUCUACAACAUGGCCCAAACGGAGUGCAACGUCGGCAUUGUGAUAGGCGUGAUUUCGUCCAUCCUUGUAGCUGCCGGUCUCGGGGCUACUCUGUAUGUCACCACAACCGGCAGCGGCAGCAACGGGAACUCCACCAUUACAAGAUCCACAACUCCGUCUACAACCACAGGGAACGUCUACAUGACGCCAUGUGGGGUCUGUGGUCCCGAGAUCGAUGUUGCAAUCACCAUACAGAACUUCAUAGUGAAACCCUUCUUCAAUCAUACCAUUGAAUUGUUCGGCAUGAGACAACAAGUGCUCAUCUUCUUCAUGGAGAAGGCAGCGAAAAAGCAAACGGAAUUCAGGUUUGCUGGGAAGUACGGAGCGUACGGCUUUCUUGUGGAAACCAUCAAUGGCCUGACGUCCAACUACAAUCUCAACAAGACGUGGUGGCAAAUCAUAGAUCAGGACAUGGCGAUGCUCAACGAAGGUGUAAGCAGCCACAUCCCCCAGCAUCAGGAGACCGUCAUCUUCAACUUCACGCAGAGCGCAGACCAUUAAAUCUACAGUCUGUAUGAACCUGUGAUAAAUAUUCAAGAGAGUUGGGACAUUUUCAGUCCCAAGAUCACAUACACGUUUUUUUUCAACACUUUUUAAAACAAUAUACAACCACCUAUGUACAAUGGAUUAUAUUUUUACAAUAUACAAUAAAAGUUUCCUUCAUUUAAAGGCGCACAA
Haliotis rubra (blacklip abalone) is the source of this 800-nucleotide messenger RNA. RefSeq lists its product as uncharacterized. The transcript is spliced from 4 exons. Bases 93 to 623 code for a protein of 176 amino acids. The record is from RefSeq and is a predicted model, not a curated record. NCBI's taxonomy places the organism in Eukaryota, Metazoa, Mollusca, Gastropoda, Lepetellida, Haliotidae.